AUGUCACCAGUCCCCCAAUCCAUCCUCCGUGCGCUGUCUCUUCCCAAUCUCGAUCCAUCAAAAGCCACUCUAUCAACGUCCGGCCUAGGAUCAGGCUUCUCCAACACAGGACGUAUCACAGUAUUUCUACCAAGCAAUGGCUCAUCCGAAGAAGAAGAAGAAGAACGACAGUACUUUGUCAAAACAUCCCCCGACGGAAAAGAGAUGUUUGAAGGCGAAUUCGCCUCGUUGAAUGCUAUUGCCGAUGUUGUGCCUGGUUUCUGUCCCAGGGCUUUGGGAUGGGGUUCUUUAGAAGACAACAAAGGCUAUUUCCUGGUUACUGAGUUUCUGGAUUUAUCAGGUCGCCCUCGCUCUUCUGGUACGGCGAAAUCGGAAACGGGUUUUGCGCAGAGGUUGGGAAAGUUACAUAGUACACCUGCCCCUUCAUCCUCUUCAUCGACGGGGAAGAAAUAUGGGUUUCCAGUACCUACAUACUGCGGAAAUACGCGCCAACCCAACAGCUUUCACGACUCGUGGGAAGACUUUUACUCGAAUGAGAGAUUACUCAUGAUCCUGAAAGAGUCCGAGAGGAAAAAUGGCUCAGAUGCCGGACUACGAGAUCUAGUCACCAAGACCGCAGAGAAGGUCGUCCCACGGUUACUUGGCGACGACCACCUAGGUUACGAUCGAAAUGGCCAGGGAGAAGGGAUAUACCCCGUCGUCGUCCAUGGGGAUUUGUGGAGUGGGAAUGCAAGUCACGGCCGAAUCGUUAGAUCUUCUUCCACCGAAAACGAAGGAGGAGGUUUAGUAUAUGACCCCUCGGCUUGCUAUGCGCAUAAUGAAUAUGAGCUGGGGAUAAUGCAUAUGUUUGGUGGUUUCGGGAAGGCAUUUUUUGAUGAGUAUCAUUCUAUUGUCCCUAGGACAGAGCCGGUGGAGGAGUAUGAGGAUCGGGUGAAGCUUUAUGAACUGUAUCAUCAUUUGAAUCAUCAUGCUAUCUUUGGAGGUGGGUAUAGAUCUGGUGCUGUUUCGAUUAUGAGUGAGUUGAUUGAUAAAUACGGACGUGGUUAG
Molecule: messenger RNA, 1047 nt
Organism: Talaromyces marneffei
Lineage: Eukaryota; Fungi; Ascomycota; Eurotiomycetes; Eurotiales; Trichocomaceae
Exons: 2
Coding region: 1-1047 (348 amino acids)
Source: RefSeq, a predicted model, not a curated record